AUGGCUGUACGAGUCCUCUGCAAGGAUGCGCCGGAGCGCACAAUUGUCCUCGUGGCAAAUGGCUACGCCCUCACCAUGCGCCAUCACCAAUCAACUGAAGAAUCGGCCGGGAAUAUAGAGAUCUUGAGCUAUCCAAAAUGUAUUGUCGAGUUUACUACUGCCGAUUCAAUACCUCUGGCCGAGUACCGCACCCUGGGAACCGGGCUUGGAACACUCGGCCUUAUCGCGCUGGCCGCUGGGGAGGUUUUUAUAUGCAUCGUCACUCAAGCAACCAAUGUCGCUAACGUGAGACCCGGAGAAACAGUGCAAAGAAUAGACAGCGUUGACUUCUAUUGCUUAAAUCGAUCCGACUAUGACCUGGUCCAGGAUUAUGAUUUUGAUUCUUAUAAUAGCCAUACGGGGAGGCCUUACCAAGAAUAUGAAUCUUCAGUCGAGAAUCCAUCUUUAACACUAAAAAAGCUGCUUGGUGAUGGAAGCUUUUAUUACAGUUCUGACUUCAACUUGACUGAACGCAUCCAGGACAGAAUUGAUGACCCGGUUGCCUAUGAUGUUGAGAGCCUGGAUGAGGAUUUUCUGUGGAAUUCAUUCAUGAUCAAGCCUCUACUACAGCUCAGAAGCGGGUUAAGUCUGAAUGACAGGCAGAAUCUAGACUCAUCUCGUCUUCUUAUAUCUGUUAUUAGGGGGUUUGCUCUGUCCUUAGCUAUCCCUGCUUCAUCGCCUCUAUUCCCAGACAUUGAAUCCAAUAUGCCCUCAAGCUUAACAGUGAUAUCGCGCCUUUCCUCUCGCCGUGCGGGAACCAGAUUCAACGCAAGAGGCAUUAAUGAUGAUGGAAAUGUUGCCAACUUUGUUGAAACUGAAACUAUCCUAUGGAUACCUCCUGCCCUAUGCUUUUCUUAUACCCAGAUUCGAGGCUCUGUACCUAUAUUUUGGGAACAGGAACCUGGUUAUAUCCCUGGACAACAGAAAAUCAGCAUCAGCCGCUCUGCAGGUGCCACACAACUUGCAUUUGAUAAACAUUUCGCGGCUCUAGCGGAGAAAUAUGGAGCCGUUCAUGCAGUUAACUUGCUCGCCAAAGCAAAGACUGGAGAAGCGGAACUGUCACAGAGAUAUAUGUACCAUGUUCGAGGAAGUCCUUUGCGCCAGAAUCGUGAUAUAAAGUCGGACUCAGACCAUGAUCUUUUGAAGUUAACAGAGUAUGAUUUCCAUGCUGAAACGAAAACAACGGGAUAUGAAGCUGCUCGUUUUAUACAGAACGUGAUAGCGGAUUCUGUCGAAGGAUUCGCCUAUUUCCUUUCCGAGGGUCCUCAGGGUAACGAUAACAAUAUAUCAGCAUCAGAACUCAGACUUCUCAGGCAAAGAAACGUUGUGCUACAACAGGAGGGUGUUUUUCGAACCAACUGUCUGGAUUGUUUGGACAGGACUAAUCUAGUUCAAACCAUGAUUAGCCGUAUGGCAAUUGAAAUGUUUCUUGAACAGCGGCAUGGUCGUGCGUCACCGGAAUUCUGGAUGAAGCACUCAACUCUAUGGGCUGAUAGCGGAGAUAUCUUGUCGAGAAUAUAUGCCGGAACCGGGGCCUUGAAGUCAUCUUUUACCAGACACGGGACAAUGUCAGUUGCUGGUUCCUUUGCGGAUAUGCGGAAGAGUGCAGCCCGUCUAUUUGUGAACAACUUUACCGACCCGGGAAAACAACUUACUAUAGAUACCCUACUGGGGCUUUUGCCUAACCAGGAGCUAGUGUAUCUGUUUGACCCAGUGAAAGAUGCAGUGAACGCUGAGCUUACCCGGAGACUGAAGGAGUUUACCUCGUCCGAGAAAAUCAAUAUAUGGGUUGGAACAUUUAACAUCAACGGUCGCCGUGAAGGAGCUACGGAAGAUUUGGGCCCAUGGCUGCAUGGCUCUCUGAAAAAGCUUCCCGAGGAACCUACCAUAGUUGCUGUUGGAUUCCAAGAGAUUGUUGAGCUUAGCCCCCAGCAGAUUAUGUCUACUGAUCCAAGCACACGCAAAAUAUGGGAGCACGCAGUUAUAUCAUCACUCAAUGCUAGGGCUGCGAAGAGAAGAACAACCGAAUACGUUUUGCUAAGAAGUGGUCAGCUAGUGGGCGCUGCACUCCUGUUGUUUGUAAAGAAGGAUGUUAUCAAAAAGAUAAAGAAUGUGGAGGGUAGCUUGAAAAAGACUGGCUUAUCUGGUAUGGGAGGAAACAAGGGUGCUGUUGCUAUCCGCCUGGAUUAUAACAACACGUCGAUAUGCUUUGUCACUGCCCAUUUAGCUGCUGGUUUCUCAAACUACGAAGAAAGAAACCGAGAUUACCAUACCAUAGCCCAGGGCCUUAGGUUUCAACGGAACAGACCUAUUGCCGGGCAUGAUGCAACCAUCUGGUUUGGUGAUUUUAACUAUAGGAUUGGCAUGAGCAACGAGCGUGUGAGACCUUUGAUUGAAAAGGGAGAUAUAGAUACACUAUAUCAGAAUGACCAGCUCAACCUCCAAAUGGUCGCUGGCCUUGCAUUCCAGUAUUAUAUGGAAGGGCCUGUCACAUUCCCUCCGACAUAUAGAUACGACAAUGGCACAGAUGAAUACGACACCUCAGAAAAGCAAAGGAUUCCCGCCUGGUGCGACAGGAUCCUUUGGAGAGGGAGAAUUCUACGUCAGCUAGCCUAUAAAACUGCGCCCCUGAAGUUUUCGGACCAUCGACCUGUUUAUGGAGUAUUUGAGUGUGACAUAUCGAUAGUAGACGAGAAGCGAAAGGAGGAAAUAAGCCGUAAGCUUUACGAAGAACUAAAACAAAAUCCUGGAGCCACUAUCACAAACCUGCUAUCUGAUAAUGAAGGAGAUGAGAAUGAGCCUAUGCACUCAAUCUCUCCUGGCCUUCCUCCUCCUAGCUCCGAGAAGCACAAAUGGUGGCUCGACUAUGGCCUUCCUGCUCGAUCUACCAUUUCUCCGCCGCUUGGUGCUAUGAUCAACGUACAGCGUAGUGCAAACCCCUUUUCAGUCUCUCAAGGGUCUGAUUGGUUUCACGUCGGAAGAGAUGAUGCUUUAAGCGAAAUAAGCGACCAGGACCCACGUCUUCGGGAGUCAAAGAGUUCAAUAUCCUCUAACCCUACAGUACCACUUAGGUCAAUUACAGAAACUAUAAGUGGUCCUGGGUCACUUGACAAAAACACAUCUCAACAGUCCAAAGUCAUCGUGAGCAGCCAACCCGUGAAAACAGUGAAGAUACCACCUCCAAUACCCAGGAAACCAGCAAAAUUGAGCAAGCCUGCAUCAGGUGAAUCCAUUCAGAAGACAGCUUCUAAACCCAAUAGCUCCAAUGGAUACGAAAUGGAUGAAAUGCCUCCUACACAACAGAUCAAAAACAGCCAAGGGGAAUCAUAUUCGAACAACACUGCUGGAGUCACUGCCUCGUCGGUACUAAAUGCUACCAAACAGCCACAAUCAACAAACGAGCUUAUGGAUUCGGAUACUGGAACAAGAGUACCGUCGUGGGAGCCACUUCAACCGAAAAAGUGA
Molecule: messenger RNA, 3504 nt
Organism: Nannizzia gypsea CBS 118893
Lineage: Eukaryota; Fungi; Ascomycota; Eurotiomycetes; Onygenales; Arthrodermataceae
Product: synaptojanin-2
Exons: 7
Coding region: 1-3504 (1167 amino acids)
Biological process (GO): phosphatidylinositol dephosphorylation
Cellular component (GO): cytoplasm; membrane
Molecular function (GO): phosphatidylinositol-4,5-bisphosphate 5-phosphatase activity; phosphatidylinositol-3,5-bisphosphate 5-phosphatase activity
Source: RefSeq, a predicted model, not a curated record